Perca fluviatilis (European perch) is the source of this 1201-nucleotide messenger RNA. RefSeq names its product gamma-glutamylaminecyclotransferase B-like. The transcript has 2 exons. The record is from RefSeq and is a predicted model, not a curated record. The coding region runs from base 197 to 667 and encodes 156 amino acids. NCBI's taxonomy places the organism in Eukaryota, Metazoa, Chordata, Actinopteri, Perciformes, Percidae. Gene Ontology annotation, molecular function: gamma-glutamylaminecyclotransferase activity.
GGACGAUAAAAUAACCAACAGUUGUGAUAGAAGUUUUGCCAUUGAGAACUGCGCAUGCGCUGUUCACACAGGUCAUCUGUCUGUUUUCCGCAAGAAGCACCUUUUAAAAUCGUUUUAAAUGAAGCCAUAAAACGUCAAAAGAAGAAAAAGAAGAUCAUCUCCAUCACAUUCCUGGUGUCUGCUCUCCUGUAUCCACAUGGCUCGCGUCUUCGUGUAUGGCACCCUCAAGAAGGGGCAGCCCAACUACUACCGUAUGUUUGAGAGUGCCAAUGGUACGGCGGAGUUCCUCGCCUCGGCCUGCACCACCCAGAAAUACCCACUUGUGAUCGCCGGCAAGUACAACAUCCCUUUCCUCCUCAACAUCCCCGGCCAGGGUCACCGAGUCCAAGGAGAGAUUUAUAAAGUAGACGACAAGAUGCUGAAAUUCCUGGAUGACUUUGAAGGGGUUCCCACCAUGUACCAGCGGACUCAGGUCGAUCUGGAGGUGAAGGAGUGGGUGGGGAAGACAGAGGGAGAGGAGAGGCCGGCAGCAGGGAGCGUCACAGAAGCGUUUGUGUACAGCACGACUGCGUACCAGCCAGACUGGCCCUCACUGCCCUGCUAUGAGAGCUACGACGCAUAUGGAGAUCAUGGGCUCGAGUAUGUGACCAAAGAAGGACGAGACUGAUGUAGCUCGCUGGAAUGAGGAGAGCGGAUCCAGAAUAAAGAGCAAAUAUGAUCCACAAAGUUGACCUGUUUUUUGUUUUUUUUAACCUCUACAAAGAUGCCUCAAAAUAUUGUCUGCAGAGUAGGUGGAGAAUAUAUAUCAGUGACAUCUCAAGAAAAAAAUGUGUCUAGUUUUGUCAAGUUUGAGUACUUCAUGACUCUGUCUGGAAAGCCUGUAAAUCAGACUAGGAGGUUGUGUUGUGGUCCAGUUCCUACAGUAUGUGCUGCAUCUUUAAAAAAAAAACGUCUUAAUGCAUUUUAGUAGGGCAGAAGUACGACAAUGUUUUCAUCUUUUUAAAAGGAAACACAGCCUAUAUGUCAAUAUGUAACAGGUCUUAGUCUCAUUGUAAAUAUACUUUAAAAAGGGCAUUAAUCCUGCUUCUUCUGUGUUAUCCUCCAGUUCCUCAGGCAUUCAAAUAGUUGCACAAAUUUGUAAUGUUUGGCAUGGUACCCAAACACUGUGUAGUUAUUAAAAUAAUGUAUGCCACACCUAAAA